Molecule: messenger RNA, 1819 nt
Organism: Labeo rohita (rohu)
Lineage: Eukaryota; Metazoa; Chordata; Actinopteri; Cypriniformes; Cyprinidae
Product: membrane-spanning 4-domains subfamily A member 4A-like
Exons: 4
Coding region: 1137-1574 (145 amino acids)
Source: RefSeq, a predicted model, not a curated record
UAUAUAAAAAAAAUACACAUUUUAAAAUUGUAUUGCUUACCUGCUGCUGCCAUAUAGACUCUCCAAAAAGUCAUAGAACACUUUCCAGAUGGACGAAAAUACAUGAAGUUUGUUUUUCAAAAAAAUAGCUAAUCUAAUAGGCAAGGCAUGAGGUCAUCCCCUUUAUCCAUUGAAACACACCAUGGCUUUCUUCUUUUUUUACUAAGAACAUGCAAUUACAAGUUUAGCUUCCAACAAACAGAUAAUUAACAAUGACCUUUCAUGAUUUUAAAAUUCAGAGAACAAAUAUGUAAUAUACACAACCUGGGAUUCAAGAGGAAUUUGACACCCCUGGGAUAAACAACCAAAACAGUCUGUGCAUGUGACAAUAUUCUGUAUUCCGACAGCAAUAAAAUCACAGACUACCCCCUAUAAAUGUUGAAAAUAAUUUCCGUCCCUAUGAAAAACAAUUGCUGUCUGAAUAGGGCUUAUGUUGGUAUUCGUGUAGUCUUUCUCCUGGGUUUUCUUGUUCCUUUUGGAUUUACUUGUUAAAACACUGUUUCUUGGAAUUCUAUCAUUGUGUGCCUCAUUACAAUCAUUUACAGAUGACAGUUAGGAGGCCAUAUGUAUUAAAUUAUGUAUUAAAAAUAAAAGGGACCUUAUAAAUAUGUCUGGACAUAUAAAAUUUUCAGCUGCAAUUGAAAAUUACACUCAUUUAAAUUUGACCUACGACAUGCAGUUAAUCUAAAUUUACAUGUUAACAUAAGUUCACCUACAAAACUUAUGUUCACACAUAUUAGGACAGUAAACAUUUUUACUUAAGUGUACAUGAAGAGUUCAGAUGCAAAACCAGCUAAAAGCCAUCUCGGUUAAAAAUGAGAUAAUGAUACUGAGUGAAUUCUCCUGAGUAUACGUCCAUCAAAUACUUUUACUUCAAACUUGCUAAAUUCCAGUCUCAGCCCAAUCAGAAGUACCAGUACUUACAUAGAAACCUAUAGAAAGUAGCCAGAUAGAUUUUAUUUUAUUUUAUUUUAUUAAUUUUUUAAUGCAUUUCAGUUGUAUCACUUAAUAAUCCACAUAAGGCACUGGUGUUUGGACCCUGAUGAGUAUUUAACUAAAAUAUGUCAAGUAGUUUAUUUUUAUCACUUUAACACAGCAUGUUAAAUAACUGUAUGCUGGUUUUCUGCCUGCAGGUGAACGGUUCACUUGUAAUGAACAUUUUCAGUGCUUUAACUGCAGGCAUUGCCCUUAUUUUAACUUCAUUGGAUUUGGCUUUAGGACCGCUGUACAUUUACCAUUACUGCAACUAUUAUCAAUGUUAUGAGACGUAUAUGACUCUCUUCAGGGUAAUCAGUGGUGUAUUGCUGUUAUUCACCUUACUUCAGUUUGUCAUCUCCAUCUGUCUGUCAGCAUUUGCUUGUAAAGUGUCAUGUUGUUGUUGUCCCCCUCAGAUGCUGUUUGUUCCACAUGUUUUAACUACACAGCCCUCUGAUAUCAGGCCUGAUCAUGAGCUUAACAGCUCAGAGAUACCUGUGGCCAGAAGCUCUUCCAUGAAUCACCAUUAUGAAGAACCUAAAUACAAUAAUUGUGAAUAAAUAUUAAUAAUUUAAGAAAAUAAAAAAAAAAGGUGGGCAAAGUUUGGUCUUGCAGUUGUUUGUGAUGCUUUUGUGGGUUUCCCAAUGAUUUCCUGUCAAUUAUCUUUAAUGUCCUUUCAUCAUUUUCAUAUGUGUAAACAAAAACUAUUCAAGACUAGAUGCUAUUUCAUGAUUUUCUUUUUAGUUAAGUCAAGAACGUUGCAUAAUCAUCAGUGAGACUGGAUAGACUGUUUUGAAUAUCUGUA